GAGUGUUUGAGGAGUCCCUGCAGGUCUCUGCUGCUGCCUAUAGAGGACACUGUGGUUUUCACUGGAGAUGUCCCCUCCCAUGCCGAUCCGGCUCCAGUCUCCAGACAGCGUCUCAACGCGUCUCCCAGAUCAACUUCCACCGCUAAUGUCACAGAAAGUGGCCCAAACGGACAUGUGCGCCAUAGUUCACUGCGGGUGAGUUGAAGGCAGCGCAGGCUGAUGUGGGUCAGCGGAUCCGCCUCCAUGUAUCUCGGUGUGUAGUCUAUUAUCUGGCAUGGAUCUGGUUUUCACAAUAACUUUGUCGUCCCCGACCGGUUAGAAGAAUAUCUAGACACACUAAGAGGACAUAUGGACGGGGCGGAUGCGAGCCAGCUGUCCGACAAGGACCUGCUGAUGCUGGGGAAGGAGGAUCUGAUUCGGAGGCUGAGGCGGCUGGAGAGCCGCAACAUGGACUUGAUGCUGGAGCACGGGAACAUGAUGAAGGACGUGAACCGGAGCCUGCAGGUCCACCUCCGCGAGAUCCGGAGCCUGAAGGAGGUCAACCAGAAACUGCAGUACGAUAACCAAGAGCUCCGGGAGCUGUGCUGCUUCCUGGACGAUGAUCGCCAGAAGGGGAGGAAGGUGUCCCGGGAGUGGCAGCGGUUCGGCCGCUACACGGCCAGCGUCCUGGGGAAGGACGUGGCUCUGUACCAGCAGAGGCUGACCGAGCUGGAGAGCAGUCAGGACGCGCUGCGGACGGAGAACAUGGAGCUGAAGGAAAUGGUCCUCAUGCUGGAUGAGGACAGAAGCGGAGCCGGGUCCCGGAGCUCCAUCGACAGCCAGUCCAGCCUGAGCAACCUGAACUGCCCUGCGCCGGUUCGGGACGUCGGGGAUGGGAGUAGCACAUCCAGCACUGGGAGUCCCGACCACCACAACCACAAAGCAUCUGAGGGAAAGAUGGCAUCUCUGAGGAGGUCUGUGGACGUCCAGGGAGGAGAUGGACUCAGUGAUGAAUUAGCCAGCUACGUCAGACAGCUGGAGAACAAGAUGAGAAUGCUGGAAGAUGAAAACAACCAGCUGAUGUCUCAGACAAACGGAGGGGAAGUAAAGACACUGAGGAAGGGUUUGUCUUUUUAUGAUUUGGAAACCCAGCACUCACAAUUCCAGGACAACAUGAACAUCGGCGAUGCUCUAUCCUCCAGCACUGAACCCUUCUCCACAGAGCUCUACCUCCCCCCCCGGCUGAAACCAGAAGCUAUAGUCCACGCAAUGAAGGUGCUGGACGUCCAUGAGAAGCUGGACAUGCAGUGCUCCCAGGAAUAUGAUGACGAUCUCAAUGACAAAGAGAAGGCCAUUGUCAGAGAGAUGUGUAACGUGGUUUGGAGAAAGCUGGGUGAUGCUGCAGGGUCCAAGCCUUCAGUCCAACAGCAGCUCUUGGGAAACCAGUUUAAAGGGCCUUUAUAGUUGUCAGACACCAAGUGAAGCCACCAAUGGCUCCAACAAUCCUAAAUUACUAGUUUGAACUGAAAACAUUUCCGCAGCGUGUUUGAAAAUGGAUAUCCAGCUCAGUCAACCAAGACAUACAGCACGUACUAAAAUGCCAAUGCCUGGAGACCGGCCGUCCAUUUGUAGCAGAUGGACUCAAAAUAGCCAAUCUCGUAAUAUGGGUUGCAGACAUAGACUCUAUGCAGCUUUUUUUUUUAAAGCCUUCGCCAUCAUGGGAGCAGAAAAUGUAAACAAAAUGUGGCCGAUGCCUCCUUGUAACUGUAACGCAAGCGGCAGCCACCAUGGCUCGGUGUGACAGUCUAAGACACCGGCCAAUCGAGCAGAUACAACCAGAAAUUCUCACUUGAAGCCUUAUUACAUCCAUCCUGCUAUCCACUUCUGUGGAGCCGGGUCACGGGGGCAGUAGGCUAGGCAAAGUAUUUCAGACAUCCCUCUUCCCAGCAACAAUUUCCAACUCAUCUUGGGGGAACCAUGAGGCGCGUUCAGGCAAGACGAGAUAUAUAAUCUCUCCAGCAUGUUCUGGAUCUAACCCGGGGCCUCCUACCAAUUUGACAUGCCAGGAAAUGUUAUACCCAGAGGCACCCAAAAGGCAUCCUAAU
Etheostoma cragini (Arkansas darter) is the source of this 2084-nucleotide messenger RNA. RefSeq names its product coiled-coil domain-containing protein 85C-A-like. Bases 349 to 1443 code for a protein of 364 amino acids. Gene Ontology annotation, cellular component: apical junction complex. The record is from RefSeq and is a predicted model, not a curated record. The transcript is spliced from 6 exons. NCBI's taxonomy places the organism in Eukaryota, Metazoa, Chordata, Actinopteri, Perciformes, Percidae.